UCUACAAAACUCGACAACAAAUAAAAUUCGUCAUUAAAUUGUUCAAAGAAGCUGCGACUGCGCUGAUGUAUAUGCCACUGCUUCUGUUCGAGCCACUAUUGACUGUUUUGUCAGUGACUAUCGCUACCCUCCUUUGUGUUUACUUUAUGCUCGUAAUUGACUCAGCUGGAUUUUAUAACAAGGAACUUGACCUCUUCGAGAAGAACUGGGUGAUGAAGUUCACAUAUUGCCUAAAUUAUUUCGUUUUCUUUUGGUUCGUUCAGUUUAUCGUUGGGUGUCAACAUUUCGUUAUAGCUGGAACUGUAUCGCAAUGGUACUUCACACGCAACAAAUCGAAAGUACGGUCACCGAUUUGCAACUCUUUCUACAACUUGAUUUUCUUCCAUUUGGGAACCAUUUGCUUGGGAUCAUUGAUGCUGACUAUAAUAAAACUAAUUCGUAUGGUCAUGCGCAGAGUAAAGGCAAGAAAAGUUUAUAUAAAUUGUCAAGAAUCCGAUAACAUUGUAUUGAUUGCCUUAAGCUAUGUUUACGAAUUCAUGAUGAGUCUCUUAGAAGGUAUCAUCAGCUUCUUGAACAACAACGCUUACAUUGUGACAGCGAUUGACGGAUUGCCACUGUUGCUGGCUGGAAAACGGGCCGUUCAUUUAAUCUUCAACAACUUCGGCGAACAUAUGGCUAGUCAAACUGUAGGAGAUCUCGUCAUUGGCUCAUGCAAAUUAUUCAUAUUUUUGCCAUCCUUCUUAGUCGGCAUCGAAAUGAUAUCGUCCGGCCUGUCAUUGAUCGUUGUUUUACUUUUGGCCAUACUUGUCUCUCACGUUAUGAUGUCAACGUUUGAGACUACUGUCGACACGUUGUUCAUCUGUUACAGCAUUGAUUCCGAGGAAAAUGAUGGCGAGGAGCGACCAUAUUUUAUGUCUGAAAACUUGAUCAUUGCAAUGGUCGAAACCAAGCAUUUGGAACCUCCGAAAACACCAAUAGAGCCCCAACAAGUUUAAAUUUAAGAAAACUUUAACAUUAUUGACAAUAAAUCGAAACCUUCCUACCUAAU
This is a messenger RNA of Bradysia coprophila, 1048 nucleotides long. RefSeq names its product choline transporter-like protein 1. Gene Ontology annotation, molecular function: transmembrane transporter activity. Gene Ontology annotation, cellular component: membrane. Gene Ontology annotation, biological process: transmembrane transport. The record is from RefSeq and is a predicted model, not a curated record. Lineage: Eukaryota; Metazoa; Arthropoda; Insecta; Diptera; Sciaridae.